GUGGAGUUCCAAGGAAAUUUGCUUUCGUGCUUCUGGAUUUAAAAUCAUGUCUGUUCACAUUGUAGCCUUUGGGAAUGAAAGAGAUGGAUUUUCCGAGGAUGAUCAGCAGAAGAGUUUGAUCUGGACUUAUCUUGGGAGAAGUGCUUUAGUUUCAGAGACUGACAGUAAUUUGUUAUUAAACUCUGCCAGUUACCUUAGAAAUCCUGCAUUCACCGAGUAUCAAGCUUGUGUGUUUGGAAAUGUCAGAUUGGUGAUACAUGACUGUCCUCUCUGGGAUAUUUUUGAAAGUGACUGGUACACAUCUCGGAACCUCAUUGGAGAAGCAGAUAUCAUUGUGAUUAAAUAUUCUGUAAAUGACAAGUCUUCAUUUCAAGAAGUAAAAGAUAUUUAUGCACCACUGAUAAAGAAAACACUUAGUCACUGUUCAGUUCCAGUUAUAAUUUCUGCUGUUGGUGCAAGACAAAACGAAGUCCCCUGCACUUGUCCUUUGUGUAUCUCAGACAGAGGUAGCUGUGUAACAGCUUCUGAAGGAAUUCAGCUUGCUAAAGAAUUAGGAGCCACUUACUUGGAACUGCAUAGCCUCAAUGAUUUUUACAUAGGAAAAUAUUUUGGUGGGGUGCUGGAAUAUUUUAUGAUACAAAGCUUGAAUCAGAAAUCAUCUGAAAAAAUGAAGAAAAGGAAGAAAAGCCAUAAAUGUCAUGGAGUUAAGCCACCUCAGCUUGAUCAGCCAGAAAAAAUGCCUAUCUUAAAAGGCGAAACUUCACAUUAUGACUCUGAUUUACAUAACUUGUUGUUCUGCUGCCAGUGUGUUGAUGUGAUAUUUUACUCUGAAGACUUGAAGGAGGUAGCAAAAGCACACAGGAUUGUUUUAUGCUCUAUUAGCCAUGUCUUCAUGUUGCUUUUUAAUGUGAAGAACCCAACUGACAUUCAGGAUUCUUCUAUCAUUAGAACUACUCAGUCUCUCUUUGCAGCCACUCAGGAAACUCUGUUUCCCAUAUUAAAACAUGGCACAUCAUGUGGUUCACCAGUAAGAGUCAUUGUUAAGGACUCAUUCUUCUGCUCUUGUUUGACAGAUAUUCUGCACUUCAUUUAUUCAGGUGCUUUCCAAUGGGACCUAUUGGAAGAGCACAUUAAAAAGAAACUAAAGAAUCCUGGAAAUGUUGAGCUUGUUCUUGACAGAGUAAAAUGUAUCUUGAAAAUUCCAGGAAAGGUUAACAGUUCCCAAACUUAUAGAACUUAUUUUUCAAAAAGACCGCUACAUUUAUGUAACAGCUCUCUCAGACUUUUCUUUAACACAACGAUGUUAGCUGAUGUCAUGUUCAAAAUACAAGGUGCUACAGUACCAGCUCACAAAGCAGUCCUGGUGGCUCGCUGUGAAGUAAUGGCUGCUAUGUUUAGUGGCAACUAUAUUGAAUCAAACAGUUUCUUGGUUCCAGUUUAUGGAAUUUCCAAAGAUACAUUUCUAUCUUUUUUAGAGUACCUAUACACAGACUCCUGUUGUCCAGCCAGCAUUCUGCAAGCCAUGUCACUUUUAAUAUGUGCUGAGAUGUACCAGGUUUCAAGGCUCCAGCACAUCUGUGAACUUUAUAUAAUUACACAACUUCAGAGCAUGCCUAGUAGAGAAUUAACAUCUACAAGUCUGAGUGUUGUCAGCUUGCUUCAGAAAGCAAAGUUUCAUAACUCAGAUUGUCUUUCAAAUUGGCUGCUUCAUUUUAUUGCUUCUAAUUACUUAAUCUUCAGUCAGAAACCUGAGUUUGAAGAUCUUUCAGUGGAAGAACGCAAUUUCAUAGAGAUGCACAGAUGGCCUUCUAGUAUGUACCUGAGACAGCUUGCAGAAUACAGGAACUACAUUCAUUCUCGGAAAUGUCAUUGUCUAAUAAUGUAAAAAAUGAUCUUUAUUUAUGAAUGAUUGAAAGCUGUGCUUCAGAAAUCUUAAAAAUGAAAUUUGAUAUUUAGCUUAAAUAUUGCACUUGCUAAUGAAUAACUACUGUACUGUUUAAAAGCAUGUGAAACAUAUUGUAACAUAUGCAUUUACUA
This is a messenger RNA of Protobothrops mucrosquamatus (brown spotted pit viper), 2037 nucleotides long. It is a transcript of the gene RHOBTB3, whose product is annotated as Rho related BTB domain containing 3. Gene Ontology annotation, cellular component: cytoplasm. The coding region runs from base 47 to 1885 and encodes 612 amino acids. Gene Ontology annotation, molecular function: ubiquitin protein ligase binding. Gene Ontology annotation, biological process: proteasome-mediated ubiquitin-dependent protein catabolic process; regulation of proteolysis. The transcript is spliced from 12 exons. The record is from RefSeq and is a predicted model, not a curated record. Lineage: Eukaryota; Metazoa; Chordata; Lepidosauria; Squamata; Viperidae.